Molecule: messenger RNA, 240 nt
Organism: Sclerotinia sclerotiorum 1980 UF-70
Lineage: Eukaryota; Fungi; Ascomycota; Leotiomycetes; Helotiales; Sclerotiniaceae
Exons: 4
Coding region: 1-240 (79 amino acids)
Source: RefSeq, a predicted model, not a curated record
AUGACAGAUACUAAUCCCAAAGCAGUAAAUGCUUAUCAUCAUCCAAACAUUCCGCCCUCAGAGAAAUCCGAAAUUGUCCCUCUGAAAGACAUUGUUCCCCCGAACAAGCCAAUCUCGAUAUCAACAAUCAUGUCAGACAAUUACGUAGGGGGUACAGCAAGAGUAGUAGACAUAGACAAUGUCAGGCAAUGUCAGGCAGUCUCAUCAAAACAUGCGAAACCACCUGUCGAAAGACAUUAA